This is a messenger RNA of Leishmania braziliensis MHOM/BR/75/M2904, 1068 nucleotides long. RefSeq lists its product as hypothetical. NCBI's taxonomy places the organism in Eukaryota, Euglenozoa, Kinetoplastea, Trypanosomatida, Trypanosomatidae. Bases 1 to 1068 code for a protein of 355 amino acids. The record is from RefSeq and is a predicted model, not a curated record. The transcript has a single exon.
AUGCCUUGCGCACCAAUUCAGCACACCUCAGAUGAGGUAGAGUUGCUCAUGCAGGAGCUGCAACUACGCAUGAGGUUAGCCGUCGAGGGUAGUCCUCGUCUGCACGCAUCGCUGCAGGAGCCACACGUCCUCUAUACGAUCCUGGCAGAAUUUUUCGAGUUACAACUCAUGCAAUCGCAGCGCAAGAAAGAUGUGGCACUUGACGUAGUGGAUGUGCGCCGAGUAUGGGCCUUCUGCUUGGCAGAGUUAGCGUCCUCGCUGGGUGCGCCGUCGAAGGUCGAAGCUUCUCCGCAGACACUCUACCGGUUUGUCCACGGUGCACCAUCCCUACCGCUUGAGGCGUUGCAGCGCGGCGCUCCAGUGGUGAAUGGAAAUUCCUCCCUGUGUGCGCCGAAUGUCGCCGUUACGUCGUCAGUGUCGCGUACACCGAGGGGUGGAGCAAGCCCCACGUCGGUGUUCUCCAUUAUUCGCUCAGGCUUUGCGGGGCUGAUGGACUUGGCGUACGUGUGCGAUCAACGCCUGCAGCGCCCGUCGUCAUCGGGCACCAUCUCAGUAGUGUCGCUGGCUGCCAUUGCCGCAUCUCUCGUCCCGACGUUGGAUCGAGUGCAGUCAGUGCGGUUGACAGCGCAGAUCGCCGAUGACCUCGUCGAUAGUCACACCAUCUCUAGUGAGGGAUCAGCCAUGCCACCGUACUCGAGGUUCGAAGUGGCGACACUCUUGGCUGGUGUGUGGUACGUAUGGGGUGUUCUGGAUACCGCGCACUCCACGACGCUCCAUUCGCUGGGAGAGCAUCUCUUUCAGCAGUUCGCAACCCCAACGCAUGGGCGUAUACCACCUGCCCCACUGCUGCCGUCCUUCGCAGCCUGGUUGCGGUGUGCGCUGCGCGAAAACAAUGGUGCCCUUCAUCAGCAGCUGUAUGCAGUUGCUCGGAGGAUUACACCGCCAGCGAAAACAGGGACUGAGGGUGUCGAUGCUGUUGCAGCACCUCCGGCUGAAGAUCAGGACCCAGCAGCAGUGAGGGAGGACGUUGCUGCUGACUCAGACUUUUGGGCCAGGCUUGCAAGCUGA